Molecule: messenger RNA, 2894 nt
Organism: Daktulosphaira vitifoliae (grape phylloxera)
Lineage: Eukaryota; Metazoa; Arthropoda; Insecta; Hemiptera; Phylloxeridae
Gene: Syn
Product: synapsin
Exons: 9
Coding region: 334-1818 (494 amino acids)
Biological process (GO): neurotransmitter secretion
Cellular component (GO): synaptic vesicle; synaptic vesicle membrane
Molecular function (GO): ATP binding
Source: RefSeq, a predicted model, not a curated record
CGCAGUUUAUUUGAUAGCGUGAAAGUAUAGCCGACGACGCCUUUAUCCCAAAAAGUUGACCGACCGAAAUUGAAGACACAACAUACAUCAAUACUCUAGUGCGUAACAACAAAAUAAUUAUAACGAAUAACUUUAGUGUAUUCAUUUAAAAAUCAAAUAAUUCUUAAAUUUCUAUUGAGAGAGCCAAGAGCUCUUCAUUUUAUUAAGUAAAAAAAAACAGUCAAGAUUCCAUUCUCAACGUUUAAACAGUCAUUUACCACCAAUGUCAAUUAUCUGAAACGGAGGUUUUCUUCCGGGGAUUUAUCCUCGGAAGCAGAUGAUGCGGAUCCGUCAAUGGCCUCUUCUGACCAAACGCAGGCUCAGUCGCAACAACGAGCUCAACAGAGACAAUAUGCAUCUAAGCCAUCUAGAUCUCAAGCGGCGACUCCAGCAUCUGAAAAUGCAGACAUGCGAUUAGAGUUUCAAGCACCCGGAAAUCGGACUAUCAGCGCACCAACAAGCCCAGCAAAAACAAGAGAUUCUAUUUUACAACGUGUUCAAUCUUUAACGGACGCGGCAAAAGAGAAGGCUAGUUCAAUUAGUAACGAUAUCAAAUACGCUGCUGCAACUAGACGACAACAAAGAGUAAAUAAGGAUCGAUUAUUAACAUUACUAGUGGUUGAUGAUGAAAAUCUGGACUGGUCUAGAUACUUUCGAGGCAAACGUUUCUUUGGUGAUUUUGAAAUUCAAGUUGAACAAGCAAACAUAAAAGAAUUGACUGUAACGGCGAAUGCCGAAAAAGGUUGUACUGUUAGUAUGACAGUUGUUUCUCCAUCUGGAUCUAAAGUCGUUCGUUCAUUUAAACCUGACUUUUUCUUAUGUCGACAAAGUGUAAGAGAUGCUGAUAAAGACUAUAGGAAUGUAUUGCUUGGAUUAAAUAUUGGUGGUGUACCCAGUAUCAAUUCAUUGACUUCAUUGUAUAACUUCCAAGACAAACCAUGGGUCUAUGGACAACUAGUGCAAUUACAAAAAAAACUAGGUAAAGAAAACUUCCCGUUGAUUGACCAAACAUUUUAUCCAAGUUCUGGCGAAAUGUCGGUAGCUAGUCAAUUACCAGUAGUUCUUAAAAUUGGACAUGCUCACGGAGGAGUAGGUAAAAUAAAGGUUGAUAGUAAUUCAGAUUUUCAAGACGUGACUUCAAUUAUAUCUGUCGCUUCAACUUACUGUACUACUGAACCAUUCAUCGACAGCAAAUAUGAUUUACACUUGACUAAAAUUGGGUCUCACUACAGAGCGCUAAUGCGAAAAAGUAUAACGGGAAAUUGGAAGUCAUGUGUCGGCUCCGCUAUGUUAGAAGAAACCGAAGUUUUAGAAAGAUACAAGUUUUGGCUGGAUGCUGUAGCAGAACUUUUUGGAGGACUAGAUAUAUUGGCAUUAGAAGUAGUAGUAUCUAAAGAAGGUAUUGAACAAAUAAUUGGGGUAAAUGAUUCCGCAUUAUCUCUACUUGGUAAUCAACAAGAAGAAGACAGAAGACAUAUAUUUGACUUGGUCAUAGAACGAUUAGAGUCACAAGUGUUAUCAAAUAUGGGUUCACAACCUACUCAAUCACAGUUAGAAGAUGAAGCACCUUCAAUUCCAGCAAGAAGAGAUUCUAUAAUGUCUGAGAGUAGUAUGACUAGUAAUCAAUCUAAUCAACCAGUGAAAUCGUCAUUGAGUCGUCAAGGAUCUGUCGUUAGUUCUACUACUACUGUACAACAGAAUAAGGCACCUCUAGAUGAUAGUGAGGAUACAAUGAAAAAUUUGAGAAAAACUUUUGCUGGAAUAUUUGGUGAAAUGUAAUUUAUUUAAAAUGACUUAAUUUAUUCAAAGUUUUAAAACUGAUUAGUGCCAUAAUUAUACAUCGAUUAAUUGUUGACUUAAAAGAGUUCGAUUUGUUAUUACACAUAGACUAGUGAAUGUUAUACUUUAUGCGAUUAUUAAUGGAAAGACAUUGAGACAUACUUUUAUAUUAAUUAUAAAUUUGUUGAAUCUAAAGUAACAAACAUUGUUUUUUUAAAUACUCAUUACAUUUUUUAUGAUUUAUUAAGUUUCUGUUAUUUGCCAUUGUUAAUUUUGUGCUUAACUAUUUUAGAUCAUUUAUUAUGGCCUACGGCAAUUUAUUAAUAAUUAAGAAUUGAUUUUUUCGCAAAUUAUAUACUAUUAUUCUGCACUGUCUUUGGUUUUAUAGAUGUAUUUUGUAUAAUAUACUAAAAAGUGAUUACUUAAAGCAAUACUUUUUGUAUACAUACUCGUUUAAAUAGUAUUUUAGAAUAGAUACACCUAAAAAAGAAUAAAAAUAUUAUGACAAGUAUAGUAUUUACGUAUAUCUUCAUUAGUAUUUUCAUAAAAUAUUUUUAGAUGUUCUAGUUACCCAAUUAAUAUCCUUUUAAAAUAUAAAAAUAUUUUUUUUUAAUCAAUAAGAAUUUUUUUAACACCAACAAUAAUGGAACAAUACUAUUAUUAAAAAUGACAUUUUUUAAAAGAAUAAUUAAUCAAUUUGUAUUUAUAUAUUAUCUAUUCUUAAAUCAUUAUCUUAUAAAUUUAUAUUAAUAUCAAGUAAAUUAAGCUGAUGCUAUGUUUAUAAGUAGAUUUGUGGAUUGAACGCAUUAAAAAAUGAUCAAUUUAAUUUAGGUACAAAUUAAAUUUGAUUAUCACGUGACAUUUUUUUUAAUAAAAAUAAAAUGUUAACAAAUAUGUUUCAGCAGUUAAAUUUACUAAGUUUUAAUAGAAUUGUGAACAAAUUGUGGAAAUACAUUAAACUAAUUAGUACAAUUACUAUUAUUAAUACACUCAUAGAAUAAUUAGUUGAAGUAAAUCGGUUUAUCAAUAGAUUUCUAUAAAUAUUACUGUACUAAAUAAUUCGUGAUAAUUAUUGA